GACCGAGGAUGAAACAGCGGAAGAUUCAAAAUGAAGAUGGCGGCUGAAGGUGAUCCGCAUAACAAUCCCAAACUUGGUCGAAGUGCCACGAAGUGCAGUGUGGUGAUCAGCCAGGAAAAGACAAGCCAACCUGUCAUCUUUAACCCGGACUUCUUUGUGGAGAAGCUGAGACAUGAACAUCCACAAGUUUUCACGGAUCUGAUGCUGAGCAACAUCACUAGGCUCAUAGAUCUUCCAGGGGACGAGUUUGCACAACUUACUGGAGAGACUGAGCCUCGGCUUCCCUCCCACAGUGGGUUUUUACGUCCAUUCACCUUCCUGAAACGGAAAGAAAAAGGAGUGGUUUUUGGUGCACCCUUAACCGAAGAAGGAAUAGCACAAAUCUAUCAGCUCAUUGAAUUCCUGAGUAAAAACCUUCAUGUAGAGGGGUUGUUCCGUGUGCCAGGUAACAGCCUGAGGCAGGCUGCUCUGAGGGACAUGCUUAACACCGGUGCAGAAAUAGAUCUCGAGACAGGCGACUUCCACCCCAAUGAUGCCGCCACGCUGCUCAAAACUUACCUGGGAGAACUGCCUGAGCCCCUGCUCACACACAGGCACUAUCAUGCUCAUCUGAAGAUUGGAGAACUGACUCGCUUUGAUGACAACGGAGAUAAGACAAAGGUGCCCGCCAAGGAACGUCAGAUCGAGGCUUUGCAGUUGCUUUUCAUGCUGCUCCCACCAGUGAACCGCAGCCUGCUAAAGCUUCUGCUGGACUUAUUGUACUACACUGCUCGCAAUCAGAGCACCAACAAGAUGUCUGCUAUUAAUCUGGCAACAAUGUUUGCACCACACAUCAUCUGGCCCAAAAAUGUGACAGCAAGUGAUCUGCAGGGAAACAUGGAGAAGCUUAACAGUUGCAUCGUGUUCCUCAUUAGGCACUCUCAAAAACUGUUCAAGGCACCCGUAUAUAUCAAAGAAUAUGCCUGCUUAUACUUCACAGGAUCAAAAACUCUGCAGUCAAAGGACGACCUGAUGCUGUGUUCUGGGGAUAAAGUUGGUGUAGCAGACAUCUCAUCCUCCGCUUCGGCGCCAGUAGUUGGUGGCCAGGUCAGUAGGUCAUGCACAGUCGGGUCAACUGAGAGUUACACUGAAGCUGCCCUCAGAGAGCUGUACCAGCAGGUCAACAACAUGCCUGAAUCGGCCAAAAAGAAGAAACUAAUCAGACAGUUUGAAAAGCAGCCUUUGUUGGUACCUGCGACCGACUCACGCUCACCCUUCAUCAGGAAACAUUGGCGGUCACGCUCCUUGGGUGGAAUUAUCAAGAAGAAGGUGUUGGGAAGCCAAAUAAUAACAGGGAAAGAAAACCACAAACAGACUCCUGUUCCCAGCAUUGACCAGGGCAGACUAAAUCCCGCCUGUGCAGGAGACUGAUCGUUCUUCAGGAAUUUGCACUUCGCCAGCUGAGGAUACACUGGUUUCUCUGUGAAUAUUAAAGGGUUGCUCUUAAGCUCUCAGCACAAAGUGUGCUGCAGCAUGUAACUUUAUUUUUAUACUGUUUAAAUCUACACUUUUCAGUUUUUAUGAUUCUGACCAAACUAAACCAUCUGUUCGUUGAAGACAUGUAAAUCUUUCUUAAGCCAAGGGGUAUAUCAGGGAAAGGGUUUUAGUGUCUCGGACACUAACCAAUUUGACCAGUAACCCAUAAAAUAAUAGUUCCCGUUGAAUGUUUUUUUUUUCUCUAGAUUUCCUUAAUUCUUGAUAAUUUCUGCAUUAUGAGAUUGACACAUUCAUACUGUCACACCACAGGCAUUAAGUGUGUAAAAUAGGAACAAAAACCCUUAGUUGUGUUUGUUUAUUUUUUUGGUCAUUUUUGAUGGGUUCCAGUGCAUAAGGUGCAUCGAUACAUGCAGUGAACUUGAUUGCUAGCUUUUACAUUUCAAUUGUUUUUGAGUAACACAAAAUAGGCUUUUCAAAACUAAAGAAAAGUGAUGAAUUCAAAGAUGUGCCUUAAACCCAAAUGCUUUGUGUGGUGCAAUUUUAACUUAAGUACAUAGUUUUCUGUUUUGUUUUUUAUCAUUUUUAUAGCGUAUCGUUUAUAGCUUUAACAACAUCUAGUAGAUGCUGUUGCAGAUUUUUUCUUUUUUUUCUUUUCAAAGUAAAAGUGCAGGAUAAUCAAAAGUGAAAAUGAUAAUCUAGUUUCAAUGAAAAGAUGUGGUUGCUGUUGGGCAAAUUACUCUUUUGUUUUUUUACAACAUUAAAUAUAAUUUACUUUUUGCAAUAACAAAGAAAACAAUUUAAUCUGGAUGCGAAAACAAAUCUACAACAUGAUCUGAAUUUGAUGAGACAUAAAACAAAAUAGUUUGUGUAAAUACACACACCCUUUAAUAAAAUACAAGUGCAUUAUCACUAAAUGUAAGAUGGAUACAAGAACAUUUCAACAUUGCUGAACAUCACCUGGAGCUCCACUGCUCAAUUAUAAAAGGAAAGAGAAUAACACAACAUUUUUAUUUUAGGUCCCAUGUAGAUUUUUCACUUUGACAUUAAAGCGUGGUAUUAUUUUGGAAAUAUAAUUUUUUUUUUUUAAUGUUCUAAAAAUGUUCAAAUUUUCCUAUGGUUGCCCACAUAUUUGCAUUCAACUUUGUCAAGGAGCAAUAAAAAACAGAAUUACCGUUAUUUAUAUAUACAUACAUACUUUUUUUUUUUUUUUUACUUUAGCAAAACUUGUGAAGUGAUGAUAUUGCUAAAUAUUUUGUUUUUCUCAGGAUUUUUAGCAUUGUGUUGGGUUUUAUAGCAGCUGUGUGUCUUUUCCAUCAGUGCAAAAUGUUUUAUUUUUGUAAAUUUUUAUUCUUUUAACAUGCAGUAUAGUAAGAAAAUUCAGAUGAAAGUUCGGCUUUUAUGGUUGCUCUUAGACAUUUGAAACACCACUUUGCUCUUUCAUGAAUUUCAAAGAUUUUACUGACAGUUUUUUGUUUGUUGAAGAAUAUCCCUGGUGCACUCUGGUCAGUUGUUUUACACUUGGAGUAGCUGUUUCUGUGAUGUAGCCUCUCUGUAAAGCUGUUACAUUUUUAAAUCACUAUUUGAUAAAUGCAACAUGGUGUAUUAAAUGGACCAUAUAGACUGAUUGCAUUAAAAGCUACUGUGAAACUAUGCAAUUUUUUCCACAUUAAAAGACACCAGACAGUGCAUGUUGUCUGUGUACUUGAAUUGUAAAAAAUUGUAUGCAGAAGUAAAAUGUGACAUUAAUGAAAGCUGUUACUUGGAUAUGUCC
Messenger RNA from Thalassophryne amazonica, 3247 nucleotides. Its product is annotated as rho GTPase-activating protein 19-like. The record is from RefSeq and is a predicted model, not a curated record. Gene Ontology annotation, cellular component: cytoplasm. Gene Ontology annotation, biological process: signal transduction; regulation of small GTPase mediated signal transduction. The transcript is spliced from 11 exons. NCBI's taxonomy places the organism in Eukaryota, Metazoa, Chordata, Actinopteri, Batrachoidiformes, Batrachoididae. The coding region runs from base 31 to 1410 and encodes 459 amino acids. Gene Ontology annotation, molecular function: GTPase activator activity.